GGGAGUGACAUGAAUCAAUCCACAUAAUAUGAUGAAUCAAAAUGACAAUCAAACAAAAGAAACUAAACUACUCCAAGAAGAGGAAGUUGAACAACUUAAGCAAUGCCUUCCAAAAACAAACUUCCUUGGAAGUAAGCUUGAGCUAGUAAAUUACCAAGGCUUUUGGUGUCAAUCCAAUGCCUUUAAACAAAUCUUCCAUUAUCAAACCCACUUCCAAGCUCGCAACUCCGACAUCUUCUUAGCUAGUCUCCCAAAAACCGUCACAACUUGGUUGAAAUCCUUACUCUUUUGUAUUGUCAACCGACCUAAUAAUGUUGAUAAUCAUCAUCAUCAACAACCCUUAAUCAAAUUUAGCCCUUUACUUAACCAUAAUCCUCAUGAACUUGUUUAUCAUCUAGACCUUGGUGUUUAUGGUGAUAAUCCCAUCUUACCACGCCCUAACCAACUUAACGACCUCCCUUCUCCAAGGCUUUUGCAUACACACUUUCCAUACCAAUCAUUACCCGAAUCUAUCAAAGAUUCAUCGUGUAAGAUUCUCUAUAUUGCUCGGAAUCCUUUAGAUACUUGUGUUUCGCAAUGGUUUUGGCACACAACCUUGAUAAAAAAGAGGACAAAAGAUGAAGAUUUCCAACCUCCUACAAUAGAGGAAUUUUUUGAGGAAUUUUGUCUAGGGAAGUUUCCAUAUGGGCCUUAUUUUGAGCAUGUUAUUGAGUUUUGGAAACAAAGUCUUGAGCAACCUAACAAGGUCUUGUUCUUAAAGUAUGAGGAUUUAAAAGGUGAUAAUGCUAUGCUUCAUCUUAAAAAGCUGGCUGAAUUUCUUGGUUUGCCAUUUUCUUUUGAGGAAGAAAGUAAUGGUGUGAUUAAUGAAAUAAUGGAGUUUUGUAGCAUUGAUAAUCUCAAGGAAUUGGAGGUUAAUAAGAUUGGUUUUAUGAACAAGUUUGUUGAGAAGAAGAACUUCUUUAGGAAAGGAGAGGUUGGUGAUUGGACUAAUUAUUUCACCCCUCCUAUGAUUGACAAGAUUAACACUUUGAUGGAACAAAAACUUGGUGGUUCUGGUUUGUCCUUUCAACAACUCCCUCAAUCCUGAGUUACUUAAUAUAAUCGUGUACUAGAAUAAUUACGAGUAUAUCCUUAGUAUAUAUCUCGAUCUAUUAGUUUCAAAUCAAAUAAAUGUAAUUUUUAGUAUAAUUCCAAGUUAUGCGUUUUAGUUUGAUGCACUAGUAAUUCAUAAUAAAACGUAUUGUAUUGUCAUAUUUGACGCAUUAAUUACUCUAUUACUCCA
This is a messenger RNA of Spinacia oleracea (spinach), 1282 nucleotides long. RefSeq names its product cytosolic sulfotransferase 5-like. Lineage: Eukaryota; Viridiplantae; Streptophyta; Magnoliopsida; Caryophyllales; Amaranthaceae. Gene Ontology annotation, molecular function: sulfotransferase activity. The transcript has a single exon. The record is from RefSeq and is a predicted model, not a curated record. The coding region runs from base 29 to 1087 and encodes 352 amino acids.